AGGGAAGGAAGGCUGCCCAGUCAGUGGCUGGCAGCCCUAGGUCUCAGAAGAUGGGGCUGCUGACAGCCUGGAGGAUGGGGUCUCCUUCCUGCCCUAGUCCCUAUUUCCAACAGGGCCCACCCCACACCUGCCUCUGAGAGACCCAGGAGGAAAGCUGGGGGGUGGAGGGUACCGUAUUCAAUAACGAAGGGAAAGGGGGUAUCUGCUUGCUAAGUCAGGAUCAGUGUUUGGAGAUCCCGGGAGGCAGGCCUUCCCUCAACCUCAUUCAGGUUAGGAGGGAGGGAUGAGGGGUGAUAGGGGGUUAGGGUGGUGUAGGAGGAGCGGCUCUAGGCUGCUGGAGGCGGGAUGGGGGCGGGAGGGAGUAAAGGAGCCGCCCCCCGAGCUCAGUGAGCCGGGGCCCUAGAGAGCUACUGGCCUUAGGGAGUGCAGCGGGGCGCUGAGGCUGGGAAGGAGCGCUGCUGAGGAGCAGAGCCUGAAGGGAUGGGUCCCUGGGGCCCAAGGCUACAAGAGGAGCAACAGACAUCCACUACCACCUGACAUGUCCCCUUGCCCACUGCACAACCUCAGCUGGCAAUGGGAGAACUCAACAUGCCCAGAGACCAACAGCUCAGAACCCCACCCAGCCUCCUCGCCGGCGAUGCCCAUCUUCUCCAUGACGCUGGGCGCUGUUUCUAAUAUCCUGGCUUUGGUCAUCCUUGCCCGGGCCUUUAUCCGAUUCCGCCGCCGCCGUUCUCGUGCUCCCUUCCUGCUCUUUGCCACAGGUUUGGUGGCCACAGAUUUUGCUGGCCAUGUGAUCCCAGGGGCCCUAGUCCUACGGCUCUAUGCCACAGGCCUGGCUCCUGCCGGCCCUGCCUGCCAAUUCAUGGGCGCCUGUAUGGUAUUUUUUGGUCUGUGUCCACUGCUGCUGGGCUGUGGGAUGGCAGUUGAGCGUUGUGUGGGAGUGACCCGACCCCUGCUCCAUGCCAGCCUGGUCUCGGCUGCCCGAGCCCGCCUGGCACUUGGGAUACUUUGGGGCAUUGCCUUAGGCAUUGCUCUCCUUCCCCUCCUGCAUGUGGGGCGCUACGAGCGGCAGUAUCCAGGAACUUGGUGCUUCAUUGGGCUGGCUCAGCCUAGGGGCUGGGGUGAGACUAUCCUGGCAAUGCUCUUCUCCGGCCUUGGCCUGGCCUCUCUCCUGGCUGCCCUGGUGUGCAACAUGCUCAGUGGACUGUCGCUGGUCCGGGCACGCUGGCGCCGCCGCCAGGGGAGCAGCCGCAGGAUGGCUCGUGGCGGAGGUGGUGGCUCCUUAUCCUCUUCGGCUUCAUCUUCCUUCUCUUCCUAUUCCUCUCCUGCCCCACGCCGAGCUCGGGCCCACGACGUGGAGAUGGUUGGCCAGCUGGUGGGCAUCAUGGUGGUAUCCUGCAUCUGCUGGAGCCCCUUACUGGUGUUGGUGGUGCUUGCCAUGGGCGGCUGGAGCUCGGUUUCCUGGGAGCGCCUCCUCUUCCUAGGAGUUCGUUUGGCCUCCUGGAAUCAGAUCUUGGAUCCCUGGGUCUACAUACUGCUGCGUCAAGCUGUGUUGCGCCAGCUACUACGCCUGUUCCCGCCCUGGCAUGAAGCCAAGGGUCUGCCCAGGGGAGCCUGGGAUGCUAGCUCCUUGCGCACCUCCCAGCACAGCAGCAUCGGCCGCUUCUAGGAGACUGCAAAGGACAGAGCUGUGGAGCCUGAGGCUUCAACCCAGUAGGAAGACCAGGAGGAGGUGGGAAAACAGGAAACUUGAGGAGGGUAUCAGCUAUUAACCGGCCCACAUGUGAGGGAGCGGGAGAGUGGGGGAGGGGGGGCGGGGGGCAGUCUCUUGCUGACCUGGGGCUUCCAGGUGCUGGCCAGGAGGGAGAUGGCUAAGGGUAGUCCGCAGGGCGGAGCCCAAAAGAAAUAAAGCUAUUUUGUAUAUUCCACGAGUGUGUGUCCCUGCCACUAAUCGGAUGAUGGGGGCUCCCUUCCAGGCGUCUGGGAAUCAAGGGUAUGGGCAUCGACGGUGUGUGGGUCCCUUCCGGCCUCUGACCAACGAUUAGGUGGCACCCAUUUCUGAGCCCAGGACCAGGAAGGCAGGAAGGAUCGGAGGAGCAGGGAGGCUGCAGUGACGGCCUCGGCCACGAGGUGGAGGCAAAGGGACCUGUUUUCCCCGCUGGGGCCAGAUGAGGGCAGCAGGCUCACGAUCCAAGAGAGCCUAGCAUUCUGGGGCUGGGUCACCCUUAACUCUUCCCACUCCCACCCCACAAACCCCCCACCCCCACCCCCGUCCCAGUCCUGGUGAACCGCAGUCCCAGGGAACCCAGCCCAGAAUCCAAACCCAACCAGGAGGGGUGGGGCGGACAACAGUGCGACAGGGGCCAAGUCCCCACCACAGACCCAGCAGGCGAAAGGAAAAGAAAGUAGAGGAGGGGUAGAGACCAGCGGCAGCAGCCGAUCUGGAGCAUGCGCAUAACUCCGCGGAGCUGGUCAACGCUUUUCCCAACCUGCUUUGCGGCAAAGCUGGGUCGAAGGCAGAAAGUAAAAAAAAAGAAAUCUUUGCCCUCCUACCCCUUAACCUAGCCUGGCCCCCUCCUUCACAGCCCCACCCAAAAAGAACCCCCCCCCUCCCAAUCCUCCCUUUGGCACCUCUUAGAAUCCCCAACUUCCUUUAAAGCCAAAGUUCAAAUGCUACUUCUUCCGCGAGACCUUUCCGGAGCUUUAACUGCUGGUGCCUCUCCUCAAAUGACUUUUUACAGUAUAUUUAUUUUGUACCAAGACAUCCAUAUAAGGAGAUUUAUAAGAAAUGCCAUGAGCAAGAAGUUAUGUAAAUUAAUUUAUAGAGGGGGAAAGCACUAACAAGAGGGAAAGGAGGAGACGGAGAUCAAGAAAGGCCUUUGGAGAGAUGAGAUGGUCUCUUCGCAGAGUGUGGAAGGAAGCUCCAGAGCAUCCUCAGACUCUCAGGUGAGGUGUAUUCCCAUCGUGGAGAAGCACUUGAAGGAAAAGGGAGAUGGAACAGUUAGCAAGCCAGAAGAAGUGGAACUGAAAGUGCAAACGACUCCGGUGACUUCCUAUAGCCUUGAAGAACCAAGCCCUUCAUUCCCCAUCCCCCUCCUGCCCUUCCUCCUGCCUUGGACCUUACUCCUGGGCACAAACUUUUUUUUUCUUUCAAUGAACAAACAUUUAUUUUCUUUCUUUCCUAUUGUCCUCUCUCACUGAAAAAAGGAAAGGAAUAUAAAACCUUUAUGACAAAUAA
Monodelphis domestica (gray short-tailed opossum) is the source of this 3238-nucleotide messenger RNA. It is a transcript of the gene PTGER1, whose product is annotated as prostaglandin E receptor 1. Gene Ontology annotation, cellular component: plasma membrane. Gene Ontology annotation, molecular function: prostaglandin E receptor activity. NCBI's taxonomy places the organism in Eukaryota, Metazoa, Chordata, Mammalia, Didelphimorphia, Didelphidae. The record is from RefSeq and is a predicted model, not a curated record. Gene Ontology annotation, biological process: inflammatory response; adenylate cyclase-activating G protein-coupled receptor signaling pathway; positive regulation of cytosolic calcium ion concentration.